Messenger RNA from Lolium rigidum, 2798 nucleotides. RefSeq names its product myb-like protein X. Bases 451 to 2286 code for a protein of 611 amino acids. The record is from RefSeq and is a predicted model, not a curated record. The transcript has 3 exons. Lineage: Eukaryota; Viridiplantae; Streptophyta; Magnoliopsida; Poales; Poaceae.
GCGCGGCGUGUCCGCCGGCGCCGCUGCUGCGACGUACGUCGAGACUGCUGCUUCAGAACGCGGGUUGCCCUUCCACUUGCUGUGGCUGUGGUUGGGGAUCGGCGGUGGGGAGUGAGCAGAUGGAAGAGGGCUGCAGUUUGCUUUUCUUGCAACCACUUGGAUUUGGCUCCAGUUAGAGGGUACAUCAGUCUGGUCUUGCUUGCCGAUCAGGGAUUACAGUGGCCUGAUCAUACUCGCCACCAGAGCACUUGUUUGGUGAUUUUGUGGGGAGCUGUUGAGUCGCCGCAAGCAGAAGCAUAAGCAGGAGUUGGUUUGGCUGAGAACUUCGUCUGUGUGUGGUGACCUGAGCCGUAGAACCGUGCUGAUCCUGGCUCUUGCAGAGCUGCUGGAGCUGGACAUGGUGCAUGAGAAAGAAUCUGGACACCUGUUUGGAGAGCUUUGCGUGACACGAUGUCUCGGUGCUUCCCAUUCCCGCCUCCAGGGUACGAGGCGGAGCGCAGGAGUGAGGACAAGGAUCUGCUAAAGAAGGAAAAGCAAAAGACGAAGAAGCACAAAAAGGAAAGGAAAGAUGGGGGAAAGAGAGAAAGAAAAGAGAAGAGUCGAGGUCAUAGGAAAGAUAAGCACAAGAAUAAACACAAAAGAGAGAAGCACGAAGAUAGGACAAAGAAAAAAGGAAGAGAUGAAGAGAGAAGACAAGUUUUGGAACAGGGAACUCAGAAGAAUGGCGAUCUUGACAAUAGAAGACCCAAACAAAUAGUAAAUAAUGAAGCAGUGAAAGAUAGCAAGCAGACAGAUGAGUUGACUAGCCAAAUCAUGGUCCAAGAAGGCCAUGCAAACAGCACUGGAAGUAGUACUGGAAAGUUGCUUCCACGAAACAGUCAGUCCUUUGGUGUUGUAGGUUCUAAAGUGAAGGAAAGAACUUCUAUCAGUAGAGAAAAUGAGAAAUCUGGGAAAAUUGGUCAGCACAACCAUGCCAGUGAAAAUGGGAAGGAUAAAACUAUAGUGCUGAACUGUAGGAGCCUUCAAGGUGGGCCGGCUGAAAAAUAUUUCACUGGAAUACAUGGUAGUAAUGGAGUAGGCCUGCAACGGGAGAGCUCUAAAGGUGUACUUGCUACUACUGCAGCCAUUCAACAGAAGCGCAAAAUUACACCAAGCACAAAUGCUGCACAGAGAAUUGAACAAGUUGACCAACAAUCUGUUAGUUCUUCUCAUUCUGCGUAUGGAAAAAGUAACAUCAUGACCACCAUGACGGAGAAGAAUGGGGGUGCUAACAAUUUUCAUUCCAGGAUGGAUAAGGAGUUAGUAGGAGGCAAAAAGGGUGCAGUUCAAGGGAACGCAGAGAUUAAAGAGGAAAAAGCUAAUCAUCAGAAGGUUGUUAAAGAUGGAGAUAGAGGUCGCGAUGUAAAUCACAAGGCUAUUAAAGACAGAUACAGAGAUCACAAUGUAAUGAACAGAAAGGCCAAAAAGAGCAAAAAUGGAGCAGUUCAAAGUAAUGUAAAGAUUAAAGAGGAAAAAACCAACCAUCAGAAGAGUGUUAAAGAUGGAGAAAGAGAUCACAAUGUGAAUCACAAGGCUGUUAAAGAUACAGAUAGAGAUCACAAUGUAAAGAAAAGAAAGGCCAAAGACGGAAAUGAAGGCAAAGUCAGGGAGAAAAGAAGUGUUGGACAUGAGCAGAAGCGCAAAGAGCUUGAUGGACAUGGGAUAAGGAAGAACUAUAUUCAUGAAAUGGACUCGGCUCAUCUUAAUGGGAACAAUUUCAUUUCUGACGAUGUCAAGAAAAGGGAAGACUUAAACACAAACGAUUCUCUACAUGAGCAUGGUAUGCGGAUGACUAAGAUGCCAAGAACAUCUCCUGCUAAUCAUCUUCGUGUAAAUGGGAAAACGCUAAAGCAUUCUCAGGGAACUGCACCUUGUUCUUCCACAUUAUCAGCUGGCUCAACUCCUUGUGGGGCAGACAUGCUUCAAGAUAUCAAGGAAUGCUGCAAUGAUGGCAUCACCGGAUCUCGCUAUCUCGAGAAACACAAAUCUUUAGUUUCUUCAGCCAGCUAUGACAGUAGUGAAGUCUAUCUGACACCACCUCACCCGGAUACCAAGUAUCUGAGCCAACUGUACUCCAUACCAGCAGCUGACGACUGCUCGGAGUACAUUGAUCAAGACUGGCUGUUUUCUGGGGACCUUGUUCACCGGAAAUCAACGGUGGCCGCAGAACCACUCCAAGUUUGGGCUGAAGCACAGCCGAUGGAUUCUGCUGACGUAGUUGCCAUGCCUUAUAUCGUUCCGUUAUGAUGUGGACUCCAUUGUAGGCAUGGGAAAAUGACUUCCAGAGUUUGGGCUAUGAUCUGAAAGCGUGGAAGACGGAUUCGCCUGUUCCCAUUUGCCUUCUACUGAGCUGCACAAAGUGUACCAGGUUGUUCUGCCCCUUCUCUAGAAUCCUUCUUGUGUUCGUGAGAUUCCUGGCCACUUACCGUUUGUCGAAUGAAGACUGAGCAUCGCCUGUGCCAUAUCAACACCGUCAGUGCUCCCCACUGGUGGAUGUUUUUCUUAUCUAUCAGGUAGUGCUGCAUCUCACACGAUACCACGGGUACACUUGAGUCUUUCGGAUCAUGUAUAUCAAGUGAUUGAGCAUCAAAUGUUGCUCCUGCUGAAUUGCCACAGGAUUUUCAAACUGUAUUCUGUGAAUUGUGUUCAGGAAGAAUGUAUAUAGAGGAAGAAUAUUACUAACAGCUUUUAUCUAACUAUGUGGCGUGUGUUUGUUCUGGUUAACUGGAAAAUUUAUACGGGUCAUCUCAUUUCUACCA